GUGCAUAGUAUGACCCGAGCAAUUGGUUAAGUACUGCGGGCCACACAGAGUAUCGGACAUUGAGGUGAGUGCACGCGUCUGCACGGCCAACAACUCGUGGACACAAGCGUUUCGUACGCGUCGUCACGGCUGGCGGCAUGGAAGGCGAAUUGCGAUAAGUUGCUGCAAAGGCACAGUUAGCAUCAAGCCCGAUCGGAGACACUCAGAGUCCGAUAUAACGCGGAGACCCUGGUUCGCCUUGCCAGCGCGAUCCAAAAGGGGAUUCUAUGGUGAAUUCUGCCUCUGCUGAGGCAUACGCGACGCUUCGGGCGGGCUCGCGCCCGCCUUCGCGCGCUGUGUUCAGGUCUCGUCGAGUCAGAAAGAACGCAUGCACAACGUGGUUGGAAGCUUUCCAUCGUUUGUCUUACUUCCGCAGGGUAGAGAGUCGGAAGCGAUUCAAUGCGGGUCUGCAUCGAAAGUCGGUGGAUGACCUGGCUUUCGGCACAGGGCGUCAUGCGAGUCAGGUAGAUAACUGACUGGCUUGUAUGUUCGAAGCCGACGGUUCUUUG
Dichomitus squalens LYAD-421 SS1 is the source of this 548-nucleotide messenger RNA. RefSeq lists its product as uncharacterized. The record is from RefSeq and is a predicted model, not a curated record. The annotation marks the transcript as partial. The transcript has 2 exons. Lineage: Eukaryota; Fungi; Basidiomycota; Agaricomycetes; Polyporales; Polyporaceae.